Silurus meridionalis is the source of this 1994-nucleotide messenger RNA. RefSeq names its product adenylate cyclase activating polypeptide 1a (pituitary) receptor type I (gene adcyap1r1a). Gene Ontology annotation, cellular component: plasma membrane; neuron projection. Lineage: Eukaryota; Metazoa; Chordata; Actinopteri; Siluriformes; Siluridae. Gene Ontology annotation, biological process: cell surface receptor signaling pathway; adenylate cyclase-modulating G protein-coupled receptor signaling pathway. Bases 367 to 1827 code for a protein of 486 amino acids. Gene Ontology annotation, molecular function: G protein-coupled peptide receptor activity; vasoactive intestinal polypeptide receptor activity; peptide hormone binding. The transcript is spliced from 15 exons. The record is from RefSeq and is a predicted model, not a curated record.
UGGUUUAAAUAUAUAGAUUUCAGGACGCUUUGCAUAUAAAAAGACCCCAUGCUUUAGAGGAAACUAGAAGGCAAACAGCAUGCUUUAUACCUAGCUCUUGCCCCGCAGUGCCUGUGCGCGCGCGCGUGCAUGCGUACGUGUGCUAGUGUGUGUGUGUGUGUGUGUGCGACUGUGUGUGUUCGUGUGUGUGCGCGCAAACCGCACGCAUGACUCGCGCGUUCUCUCGGGUACCACAAUCAGACCCCAAAGCGAAAAGAGGGAUCGCAGGCGUCCCAGCAGAAGCACGAGAUUAUGGUGAUUCUAGACUGAGGAGUCACUGAGGCUCUGCGGAGGCUGCAUUCAUCACUCCAGACAACAGCAGACAGAAUGAAGGGACCUGAGGCCUUCUUCCUCCCCCUGUUUCUCCUCCUCCUUCUUUGUAUGUCUUUGCCCAUACAAUCUAUAAUCUCCAACUGCGUCAUCAAGCGAGAGCAGGAACGAUGCAUGGAGAGGAUCGCGCUUCACGACCCGACGCAGGACCAGGAGUUCGGUUGCGCUUGGGAGUGGGAUAACUUGACGUGUUGGCAGGCGGCGAGCGUGGGCGAGAUCGUGGUGGUCAGCUGCCCCGAGCUCUUUGAGUUCAUGAGUCCUGAGGAAGGUCUUGGGAAGAUCAGUCGGAACUGUACAGAGGAUGGUUGGUCUGAGACUUACCCUCAUUACGUGGAAGCCUGCCUGUCUGAGGAGAACACCACUAAUCCGGAUAUGUACUACCCGUCAGUGAAAGCUCUGUACACAGUGGGCUACAGCACGUCUCUGGUAUCCCUCACCAUCGCCAUGGUCAUCCUCUGCAGGUUCAGGAAGCUCCACUGCACCAGGAACUUUAUCCACAUGAACCUGUUUGUGUCGUUCAUCCUGAGAGCCAUCUCGGUCUUCAUUAAAGACGGGGUUCUGUACGCCGAGGAGGACAGCGACCACUGUUUCGUCCACACGGUUGGGUGUAAGGCGGUGAUGGUGUUCUUCCAUUACUGUGUCAUGUCCAACUACUUCUGGCUGUUCAUCGAGGGCCUGUAUCUCUUCACCCUGCUGGUGGAGACCUUCUUCCCGGAGAGGAGAUACUUUUACUGGUACACCGUCAUCGGCUGGGGAACUCCAACUAUUUGCGUGACUAUAUGGGCGGUUCUCCGGCUGCACUUUGAUGACUCGGGCUGCUGGGAUAUGAAUGAAAACACUGCCCUCUGGUGGGUCAUCAAGGGACCUGUUGUUGCUUCAAUUAUGAUUAACUUUGUGCUCUUCAUUGGGAUCAUCAUCAUCCUCGUCCAGAAGCUGCAAUCACCAGAUGUCGGAGGGAACGAGUCCAGCAUUUACCUCAGCUGUGCUCAGAAAUGCUUCAGUGAGCCCGCACAGGCUGUCCAGCAUUCGUGCAGGAUGUCAGAGCUUUCUACCAUCACCCUGAGGUUGGCUCGCUCCACUCUGUUGCUUAUCCCUCUGUUUGGGAUCCACUACACCGUGUUCGCCUUUUCCCCAGAAGAAGUCAGUAAGCGGGAGAGGCUGGUGUUCGAGCUCGGACUCGGCUCAUUCCAGGGUUUCGUGGUGGCCGUGCUCUACUGCUUCCUGAAUGGGGAGUUUCUGCCUGAAGGUGCAGUCAGAGAUCAAGAGGAAAUGGCGCAGCUGGACGGUGAACAGGUACUUUGCUGUGGAUCUGAAGCAGCAGCGCCACCCUUCGCUAGCGAGCAGUGGCGUGAACGGGGGAACGCAGCUCUCCAUUCUGAGCAAGAGCAGCUCACAGAUACGCAUGUCCAGCCCCCAGGCCGAGAGUGCCACCCUCAACCUGCCAACCUGAGCGUCUGAUUGGACGAGCCAGCUUCUGAAUCCGCCCCUUCGAUCUACUCCCCCCUCUGUCUCAUUAAAAAACCCUGCUCUAACUGCAGGGUCUCGUUUCCUGGACAGGCUGAAGAGGCUUUCUAAUUAUCAAUAUCAGUCUAUAAAAAAAAAACACACAAUACAGAAAAUAUACA